GUGGGCCUUCCUGGAGCUGGGCACCAGUGGCAGCUACAAUGACAGCCUGCAGGCCUAUGCAGCUGGUGUGGUGGAGGCCUCUGUGUCGGAGGAGCUCAUCUACAUGCACUGGAUGAACACGAUGGUGAACUACUGUGGCCCCUUCGAGUACGAGGUUGGCUACUGCGAGAGGCUCAAGAGCUUCCUGGAGGCCAACCUGGAGUGGAUGCAGCAGGAGAUGGAGCUGCACCGGGACUCCCCCUACUGGCACCAGGUGAGGCUGACCCUCCUGCAGCUGAAGGGCCUGGAGGACAGCUACGAGGGCCGCUUGAACUUCCCCACUGGGAAGUUCUCUGUCAAGCCUCUGGGGUUCCUACUGCUGCAGAUCUCAGGCGAUCUGGAGGACCUAGAGCCAGCCCUGAACAAGACCAAGACCAGGGCGACCCUGGGCUCCGGCUCCUGCUCUGCCCUCAUCAAGCUGCUGCCCGGCCAGCGGGACCUGCUGGUGGCCCACAACACGUGGAAUGCCUACCAGUACAUGCUGCGUGUCCUCAAGAAGUACCAGCUGCAGUUCCGGGAGGGCCCCCGAGAGGACUAUCCCCUGGCUCCGGGCAACAAGCUGGUCUUCUCAUCCUACCCAGGCACCCUCUUCUCCGGUGAUGACUUCUACAUCUUGGGCAGCGGGCUGGUCACGCUGGAGACCACCAUCGGCAACAGGAACCCGGCGCUGUGGAAGUACGUGCAGCCCCGGGGCUGCGUGCUCGAGUGGGUCCGCAACACCGUGGCCAACCGCCUGGCUGUGGAUGGGGCCACCUGGACGGACGUCUUCAAGAUGUUCAACAGCGGCACGUACAAUAACCAGUGGAUGAUCGUGGACUACAAGGCGUUCAUCCCCGGUGGGUCCAGCCCGGGCAGCAAGGUGCUCACCAUCCUGGAACAGAUCCCAGGCAUGGUGGUGGCGGCUGACAAGACCUCAGAGCUCUACGAGAAGACCUACUGGGCCAGCUACAACAUCCCGUCCUUUGAGUCUGUGUUCAAUGCCAGCGGGCUGCCGGCUCUGGUGGCCCAGUAUGGGGACUGGUUUUCCUACAGCAAGAGCCCCCGCGCCCAGAUCUUCCUGCGGAACCAGUCCCUGGUGCACGACGUGGACUCCAUGGUGCGGCUGAUGAGGUACAACGACUACCUCCACGACCCCCUGUCGCAGUGUGAAGCCUGCAGCCCGCAGCCCAAUGGGGAGAACGCCAUUUCCGCCCGCUCCGACCUCAACCCAGCCAACGGCUCCUACCCGUUCCCGGCACUGCGCCAGCGCUCUCACGGGGGCAUCGAUGUGAAGGUGACCAGCAUGUCCCUGGCCAAGGCACUGAGCCUGCUGGCCGUCAGCGGCCCCACGUGGGACCAGGUGCCCCCGUUCCAGUGGAGCACCUCGCCCUUCCCGGACCUGCUGCACAUGGGCCACCCCGACCUCUGGAAGUUCGCCCCUGUCAAGGUCUCGUGGGACUGAGGCGCCUUUUGCCUUUCGCCUUGCUGCUGCCUUCGCCCUGUGGGGCCCUGGGAGGGCCGUCUCGCCUGCCCGCCCUCCCGGCUCUGCUGUCCGCUGGCCCGGAGCUCGGUCUGUCUGUGUGGUCUCCUCUGGGGUGUGGAGACUGACGCGGUGUCAGUCCUGAAGAGUGCGGGCCAUCCCUGUCCCCGCUGUGCUGCGCCGUCUGCCGACCCCCCUGCCCUGCUGGUCUCCAGGGCACGCGGGUGGGGCCCCGCUGCCCCUAGGAAGAGGCUGUGCGCCUCUCCAGCAGCUUCCUCGAGGACAGAAACUGGAAUACAAACCAAAACCAAAGUUUCUGGCCACUCGUGGCUGGAGGGUCCUGAGUGCCCGUCUCCCUGCAGGGCUGGCGGGAGUGUUGCCCCAAGCUCCUGCCUCACAUCCCUACCCAGCCUGGCCUGCGCCCGGCCUCUGGGCAGCGCCCACGGCCCCCACUGUAGGAACCAAACCAUUAAACACAGGAGCCUGUGC
Molecule: messenger RNA, 1987 nt
Organism: Chinchilla lanigera (long-tailed chinchilla)
Lineage: Eukaryota; Metazoa; Chordata; Mammalia; Rodentia; Chinchillidae
Gene: Plbd2
Product: phospholipase B domain containing 2
Biological process (GO): phospholipid catabolic process
Cellular component (GO): extracellular region
Molecular function (GO): glycerophospholipase activity
Source: RefSeq, a predicted model, not a curated record